AUGGGGCUGCACUACCUAACCAGGAAACACGGGAUUAGAAUCUCGCCCGUGUUUCCGUGCUCAGUGGAGGACUGCAGCCUGGCAGUGGGGGAGCUGGUCGGCCACGGCAGUGUGAAGUCCGCUGUGGUGUCUAACAGCUGGAGACAGCUGUUCAUGGUCCUCAAUGACAGGAACGGGGUCUUGAACAUCUCAUUCAGAACAUUGUUCAUCACAGCUCAGGACAAAAAGGUCCGGCACCCUCUCAACUUCAUCCUGGUCAACUUGGCUGUAGCUGGACUGAUCAUGGUCAGCUUUGGAUUCACAGUCACCUUUUAUACAUCCCUCAUGGACUAUUUCUCCUCGGGACACAUCGGCUUUGCUAUUGAAGGGUUCAUGGCUACUAGCUACACCUGUCAAGUUGCUCUGUGGUCUCUUGUGGUUCUAGCUAUUGAGAGAUACAUUGUGGUCUGCAAACCAAUGGGUAGUUUCAACAUUUCAGCCACCCACGCUGCAACAGGUUGUGCAUUCACCUGGAUCACGGCGGCCUCCUGUGCUGUUCCUCCUCUCGUUGGCUGGUCAAGAUAUAUUCCUGAGGGCAUUCAGGUUUCCUGCAGACCAGACUACUACACCACGGCUCCAGGCGACAACAACAAAUCAUACGUAUUGUACAUGUUCAUCUGCCACUUCUGUGUUCCUGUCUUCACCAUCUUCUUCACUUAUGGAAAUUUAGUCUGCACAGUGAAGGCGGCCGCAGCCCAACAGCAGGACUCUGUAUCUACCCAAAAGGCUGAAAAGGAAGUGACACGUAUGUGCAUCCUGAUGGUGGUGGGCUUCCUGGUGGCCUGGACUCCAUAUGCUAGCUUUGCUGCAUGCAUCUUCAACAAGGGAGCUGCGUUCUCAGCAACAGCCAUGGCUGUGCCUGCCUUCUUCUCAAAGAGCUCAGCAUUGUUCAAACCUAUCAUCUAUGUGUUGAUGAACAAACAGGUAUGGUAA
This is a messenger RNA of Cyclopterus lumpus (lumpfish), 972 nucleotides long. RefSeq names its product green-sensitive opsin-like. NCBI's taxonomy places the organism in Eukaryota, Metazoa, Chordata, Actinopteri, Perciformes, Cyclopteridae. The record is from RefSeq and is a predicted model, not a curated record. Gene Ontology annotation, biological process: G protein-coupled receptor signaling pathway; visual perception; phototransduction. Gene Ontology annotation, cellular component: membrane; photoreceptor outer segment. Gene Ontology annotation, molecular function: G protein-coupled receptor activity.